This is a messenger RNA of Hemicordylus capensis (graceful crag lizard), 5400 nucleotides long. It is a transcript of the gene ZBED8, whose product is annotated as family with sequence similarity 200 member C. Lineage: Eukaryota; Metazoa; Chordata; Lepidosauria; Squamata; Cordylidae. The record is from RefSeq and is a predicted model, not a curated record.
CCAAAACUUUUCAGGGGAAGGCAGUCACUAGUUUUACAUGCAGUAGAGGGAGCCCACUGACUUUUUAAAUGCUCCCGCCCCUCGGAGCUCCAAUGUUUCUUGUUUCAGUUAUUACCAUGUCUGAGGCAGAGAAAAAAUGCAAGCAGCACAUUGUUGAUUAUUUGAAAUAUGGUUUCAUUCCGUCUCCUUCAAAUAAUGCAUUACCAAUGUGUAUAAUAUGCCAAAAGGUUUUCUCAAAUGAAGCUAUGAAGCCUUCUAGACUCCAAGAACAUCUGACAAAAAUCCAUCCAGAUAAAAAGAAUAAAGAUUUGCAUUAUUUUCAAGGACUCAAAGAAAAGUUUGUAAAACAGCCCAAAUUGGAAACUAUCUUUUCAACAGCUUCCAAACAAGGUAACGAUGGGUUGCGUGCUUCUUACAAUAUAGCUUUACUUAUUGCAAAAUCAGGGAAACCGCAUACUAUUGGGGAAGAACUUAUUAUACCAGCCAUAAAGGAGGUAUUACAGACUGUACUACACAAGUCACCAACUGACAUUGUCAAAAAAAUUCCUUUGAGUAAUGACACAGUCCAAAGAAUUGAUGAAAUGGCUGAAAACAUUGAAAACUCUCUAUGUAAUUAUUUAAAAACAUCUCAGUUUUCAAUGCAACUUGAUGAGUCAACUUUGCCAGGGAAUGAAGCCUUACUUCUCGCUUAUGUGCGUUUCAUAAGGGAUCAACAAAUCUGCCAAGAGUUAUUGUUUGCCCAAACUUUAGAAACUGAUACUAAAGGAGCAUCAUUAUUUUGUGUAAUGAAAGAUUUUUUUGAAGAGAAAGAAAUUCCCCUGAAUAACAUAUUGUCUGUUGCUACUGAUGGUGCUCCAGCAAUGGUUGGAUGCUACAAUGGUUUUAUGGCACAUUUAAAAGAAGAGGUACCAAAUAUAUUGGCCAUACACUGUGUUAUUCACCGGCAACAUCUAGUAGUGAAAAACCUGAGUGAACGCUUACAUAGCUCACUUCAUCUCGUCAUCAGAGCAGUGAACAAAAUCAGAGGUAAAUCUUUGCAGGACAGGAUAUUUGGACAACUCUGUAUGGAGAACGAUGAAGAUUACAAUCGUCUGCUUCUUCAUGCAGAAGUUUGUUGGCUAUCAAAGGGAGCCAGUUUGAGCUGUUUUUCCACCCUUUUCAACUCAGUGCUAGAGUUUUUGGAAGACAAAGAUGCUACUUUAAGAGCAGAUUUGAUAAAAUCAAAACCAGAUAUAGCUUAUCUGACAGAUUUGUUUAACAAAUUAAGUGAAAUGAACCUUCAGCUCCAAGGUGAUGACCUGAAUCUAAUAAAAACUAAAAAUGUAAUUUCUGCACUUGUGGGAAAGCUUCAAAUACAUAAAAGAAACUUGGGACGGGGAGAAUUUAUCCACUUUCCAAAUUUGUCAACAGUAGAAAAAAAUGACGAAGAUUUACUUGAAUAUUGCCAACAUUUGGAAACUCUGGAAUUGGACUUCAAAAAACGAUUUCAGGAUAUUUUAAAAAUGGAUGUACCUGAUUGGCUUUUGGACCCAUUUUCCUGUGAAAUUUCAGAAGCAUCUCCAAACUUAGAAGAAGAGUUGAUUGAGUUAAGAACAAAUGAAGAGCUGAAAUUUAAAUUUAAAUCUGGAUACCAACAGUUUUGGCUGCAGAAGCAGAUACCUGAACUUUAUCCUGGUUUAUGGACUAUUGUUCAAAAACUUCUUAUUGCAUUCCCUUCGUCUUAUUUAGUGGAACGUGGGUUCAGUGCAGUAACAACGCUAAUAACAAAAAAAAGAAAUAGGCUGCAGAUAGCUAACUGUGGAGAUUUGAGAAUGCUGUUAACAAACAUGGAGCCGAAUAUUGACAAAUUGUUAGAAUCUCAUCAGGCUCAUCCUUCUCAUUAAAACUUAUUCUGUUACUAGUUUAGUUCGUUUUCCUGUCCUCUAUGUCCUCACCAUUACUCGGGGCUGGCCCAACCCCCAGCAGUGCCUUAGGCAAGGGGCGGGACAUUCCAGGGGCGGGGCUUGGGCAGCUCACCCCCCACCCCGGGGGUGGGGCUUAGCAGGGGGGCAUUAAGCAUUCAAUUUUUUCUAAAAGGGGGUGGCGAACCAACAAAGUUUGAGAAACACUGCGCUAGAGAAACAAGGCUGUGAACUCUACAUUAGAAAUAGACAAUGUGUUGUUACCCAGAAUGGAGAGGUUUGCCUUGUAGGCUCUGAAUGCAAAGGCCUGUACAGCGUGCAGGAGCAACCUGUAUCAAAGCCAGACAGAGAAAGACCAGUCUGGUCCAAACCUAAGGCAUACCAGCCCAAUGAAGUGAACCUUGCUCAGUCAUGCCUGCAUGAAAACUGCUUGCAACUGUGGCAUAGAUGCCUAGGACAUAGGAGCUAUGAGUCAAUCCAGAACAUGAAGGAAAAGGGAUUAGCUGAUGGCAUUGAUUUUGUACCAUGUGACAUUGUGACUAACUGUGUUUGUUGUCUUGAGUCCAAAGCAGUUAACAAGCCAUUUCCUAAGCAGAGUGAAAGGAAGACCAGAAGAUCCCUGGAGCUGAUCCACAGCAAUAUAUCUGGACCACUACCAGCAACCAUAGGUAAUUUCAGAUAUUUUCUCACAAUCACUGAUGAUUAUACACAAUAUUUAGUUGUGUUUAUACUAAAGGAGAAAUCACAGAUGCUUGAGAAACUCCAGGACAACGUGGCCAUGGCAAACAACAAAUUUGGGUGGAAGCCAAAGAUCCUGCGUAUAGACAAUGGAGGAGAAUAUAUGUCCAGCGCCACACAGCAGUUCCUGAGAGAAUGUGAAAUCGUGCAUCAAACCACGGUAGCUUACAAUCCAUCCCAAAAUGGAGCCUCAGAAAGAAAGAAUAGAAGCCUCCUGGAUAUGGUAAGAUGCAUGCUUGCUGAUGCACACAUCCCACAGAAACUCUGGAGAGAGGGCAUCAUGACUGCUAUAUACAUACAAAACAGAAUGUACACAAAGCCUAUAGGAACAACACCAUAUGAACUUUGGCAUGGUCAUAAGCCAUCCAUGACACAUUUGCAUGUCUUGGAAGCACGGCUUACUCAUACAUCCCAAAGGAAAAAAGGACUAAGUUAGAGGCUAGGGCCACAAAAGGGAUUUUUGUAGGCUACUCAGCGCAAUCAAAAGACUAAAGAAUUCUGGAUCCUGACACCAACAAGAUAACCAUUAGCAGAUCGGUGUAUUUUGAUGAGAAUGAAAGGGCUACGUCUUCAGAGGGGGCCUACACCGAAGCAAGCAACCAGCCAAACACCUGAUACUGGAUUAUGCUUCCUGAUCUCAGCGGAAUUGAGGAGGAGGAGACAGCAGAUCCAGAUCCAACCACACUCAACACAGAGACCCCCAGUGAUCCACCAGACGCAUUUGAGAUAUUGGAAGGGACCACAGAUGGUGAGGUGAGGCAAUCAACGCGCUCAAACAGAGGUGUUCCAGCCCCGAGACUGUCCUACCUCGCAAGAACGGCGGAACAACCAGAAGCUUCAUCAUGGAAGGAAAUAUCCCAGCUAGCACAACCAGAAGCCCAGAAGUGGAAACAAGCUGCAAUUGAAGAGCUUGAGGCUCUACAGAAAAACAAAACCUGGACUCUUAUUAAGUUACCUCAAAGAAGGAAAGUUAUAGGCUGCAAAUGGGUUUUCAAACUCAAACAUGAUGCUGAUGGUGAGAUUCAGUGCUACAAAGCCAGAUUAGUAGCGAAAGGAUAUUCACAGAAAUAUGGAGAAGAUUAUGAUGGAAACAUUUGCACCAGUGGUUAAACAUACCACAAUAAGGACUCUGUUUAGUAUUGCUGCUAGGAAAGGAAUGCAUGUUGAACACCUAGAGGUGAAAACUGCAUUCUUGCAUGGCGAACUAGAAGAGGACAUUUACAUGCAACAACCACCAGAUUUCUCAGAGAAAGGCAAAGAGGACUAUGUAUGCAAACUGCAAAAGAGCAUUUAUGGUUUAAAACAGGCUGCCAGAGAAUGGAACACAAAACUAAAUGAUAUGCUUCAAAAAAUGAUAUGCUUCAAAACAAGUGAAGCUGAUCCCUGCCUGUACACGAAAUGCAGGGAUGGCAAAUGGACUUACAUUUUGGCGUAUGUUGAUGAUUUGAUUCUUGCCUAUGAGAAUCCAGAUGACAGCAAGGAAAUAAUGCAUCAUCUGAACAGAGAUGUGAAAGUCAAGCAACUUGGCAACAUUGCACACUACUUGGGCAUUCAAGUACAAAGAAAGAAAGAUGGAAGUUUCCUCAUCAACCAAGAACAGAAAAUUAAAGACCUGAUAAACCUGCUCAGACUGGAAGAUGAGAAUCCUACACCAACUCCAAUAGAAGUGAAUUACAUAAAAUGAGAAGAUCAAACUGAGCCACUAUCUGACAACCAUAGAUAUCGUGAAGCAUUGGGUAUGCUUUUAUACAUUAGUACACUCACUAGGCCAGAUAUUAGUACAGCAGUUGUCUUACUUUGCAGAAAGACUGCAUCACCAACAGUCAAGGACUGGAAUGCAAUUAAGAGACUUGUUAAGUACCUAAAGGGUACUGCACACUUUAAGCACAAGAUGCAAGCAACAGUCAACCAAAACUAGAAGCAUACGUAGAUGCAAACUGGGAUGGAGACCUAACAGAAAGGAGAUCCACCAGCAGUCACAUAAUUUUCUGUAGAGAUGGAGCCAUAAGCUGGUCAAGCACCAAGCAAGACAUAACAGCACCAUAAACCACUGUAGCAGAAUAUGUAUCAGCAGCACAGGGCUGUCAUGAGAUACAGUGGCUGUGUCAACUACUGAAAGAUCUAGGUAUGGAUGUACCACAGCCCAUACCUGUGUAUGAAGACAACCAAAGCUGCAUUCAACUCUCCAAACAAGAAGAUGUAAAGAGGCGUACCAAGCAUAUUGAUGUGAAGUACAAUGUAGUGAGAAAUCUGCAAAAGGAUGGACUAAUCAAGCUGAUCUACUGCCCAACAAAUGAAAUGCUUGCAGAUCUACUCACUAAGCCACUACCAAGACCCUGCUUUGAAAAGCUGAGAGAGAAAAUGAAUCUUGUGAACUGAGUCACGAGACAUCGAGAGGGGCUGUUGGAAGUGAAGGACUAUACGCUGUCUCUUGUCUCAAUAACAGUGGAGGACAGACUAGUGAAUUAGAGGGCUAGAGGGUCAAGACAUUGGUCAUCCCUUCUUUACUGCUCUGACACUAUCCCUUUGAAAUGUAGAUUGCUACUCUCAGGGGACUUCCUUCCUUCCAGCCACUUCCUUCCUCUCUUCUCUUCCUGUUCCUACUACCUUGCAACAUGCAAGCUUCUCUCCCCUGCACCAUGUGUUCAGAGAUGCAGAAUCAAUCUGCAUCCAGCUAGCUAGCUAGAAUAGAGAUCCUAACUCCUCACUUUCCUAUCUAGAAUGGAGUUCUUUAAUAAAUGCCAUAUAUAUUGAUUUGCAA